Messenger RNA from Cladocopium goreaui, 16285 nucleotides. The record is from the annotation of a GenBank genome assembly. NCBI's taxonomy places the organism in Eukaryota, Dinophyceae, Suessiales, Symbiodiniaceae.
UUGGCUCAUCCCAUCUGUGGAUCGGCCUACUCUCUCCAUCGCGAUCUUGGGCCGCGCCCGAGAUGUUCGCCUUCGGGCGCUUCCUCGUAACCGCCGCUCUGUGGCACGGUGCCCGCUCGGCGCCACACACAGAGCCGGACUGUGACGAACCGGUCUCCGCGACCAGUUCCGCUCUGCUCCAGUCCAGGCGCCAGAAACGCGACCUGGCAGAACCGUUUGGCCCUGACCUGGACUUUCUUGGUUCAGGUGCUUCGGUCACAUUCAACCGCUCCGGGCUGGCUGCGCAUUGUCGACCCAAAGCUUUACAUGCGCAGCCUUCGGCCUAUGUGGCGAAUAAGCUUGAAGUUUUGAAGGAAACCACCAUGAUUCGAAGCAAUGCCAGCUGCUCAGGCAUCACCUUGGUCCAGCAUAAAGUCACCUCGUCAGAGACGACUUGUUGUCCCAUGGACUCCUUGUCCUGUGGCGGCUGCAUGAAGUAUGCGUCUGGGCAGUGUGCCAAGUGCGUGGGCGGCUUCCUGUUGAAAGAUGGGAAGUGCACGGCGUGCAUUUCCACGGUGGGGUGGACCAAUGAGUUGGGGGACACCUGUGAUGCCAUCCCGGCUGCUGAUUGCAAUGACCGACCAGUAAAUGGUCUAAGCAGCAACCAAGCUUGCUGUCAAUGCAAUGGCGGCGAGAAGAGUGCCACGCCUUUCACUUACCCAGACACCCGCUUUGCAGUUGGAGCCGCGGUAUCAUUGAAACCGCUGCCGCGCACUGCUGAGAGGUAUUCUGUGGAUUCGGGUUGCGGCUUUGCAGCCCACAAUCUCACCAUUGAUGGGGCAACUGGAGCCAUCACCUCCACUCAGAACCCAACCAAACCCUUCACCGUGCAAUGUGAGGUGUCAGCCCACCAGGCAUUGCAUUUGGUGUCGACCGUGAAAGUGAGUGUCACUGUGGAGUUCAUGUCCUAUGGCGCAGGUGCUUUGAUUUUCUCUUCAGGUGUCACAUCGUAUCCAGUUGCACUGGGUUCAGCUGCGGCAGACUGGACUGACUUCGGCAUGGUCUGCGCGCCAGAAGCUCCCUGGCUUAGCAUCGCAAGCUCAGGUGCUGUCUCCACUUCAUCAAGCACUUCAGGUGGUGCUGUGACGGACACGGAGACGCCUGAUGGAGACUUUGUGGGCAUUGAUGGAUCCGUUUGUGUGGUCUCAGCCAAGCAACAGGCUGGAGAUGAAUUUCAAAAACGAAGCACCACCUUUGUAGCGUUGAAGCCAAAACCGUGGCCAACACUUAGCUUUGAAAGCAGCUAUGUGGAAGUGGUGCUUGGAGAAGAACUGGCACCGAUGAAACCCAAAGUUCCAUCCGGGUAUGAGGAAGGAACCGGUGGUCUCAAGCCAAGUUCUUGGGAUGUGAGGUGCUUCGUAGAUGGAGAUUGGGCUGGAACAAGGUCUGCCCCAAGUUGGUCCUUUGAUUCCAAUUGGGGUGUUGGCUUGCUGGGAUCUCACAGCAUUUUGGAGGUGCAGCCGGAUGGUGCCAUAAGCAUCGCACCAGGGGAGUCGAUGGCCAAGUUGUUUGAUGAGAUCCUUGCAGACAACUUGCAGCGAAAAUCCAUCCUGCUGAACUGCGGCAUCUGGGGCUCCUUCCCUGGCUCCGACUUCCCAGAUUUGCGCACGACGAUGCUGAUCCGCAUCAAGGACAGCAUGUGCUGGAUCUCUGAGACGUUCCAGGGCAAAGUCAUCGAGGAGUCGACUGUACUGACAGAGGCGGUCUGCAGGAACAAGUGUCGACUCUCAAAACGUUGCUCUCAUUUCACCUGGAGCCAGGACAAGUGCAAGCACUACCGCGUGGAGAACGAGGGGGGCUCCCCUGUGACGGCCUAUGCCAAAGUCACCAGCUGCACAGACCUGGGCACCUGCCUCCGGCUGGCCCAUCCCCAGUGGGUCCUUGCAGGUGACUACUGCCCCAUCGGCUUUCAGGCAGUCCCACCUGGGCUGGAGAUUUCCAGAAAGGUGACGCAGAUCCGUGCGCAGGACAGCGUGCUGAUGUCUGGGCAGUUGACCACCCAAGGCGACUACAUCCUGCAACCUGGACCUGAUGUCUGUUACGGAGCAGAUCAGUUCACCUGCGGCGUGUUGGAAUUCAAUCUGAAAUGCUCCAAGGAGACGAAGUUGAAAUUCAAGGCUGAGAUGAUUGGCCCGGACGGUGCCUCCGAUUCCAUGUGGGUGCAGAUCAAGGGCACCGGCUCCCGCCUCGCGUGGCACACGGGACAGACCUCCGACUGGGGCUGGUCGUCGGCCGACUCGCCCGAGGUGACGGCGCCGGCCGGGAACAGUGUGGUGCAGUUCUAUGGCCGAGAAAAGAAUUUCAAAGUGAGGCAUUUCAAGAUCGUCCAUGGUGAGGCUGAUUGCAAGUUCUUCGGUCCCCCAGCGAAGACGCCCACGCGACUGGUGGUCUACAAGAAGGAGAGUUCCAUUCCGCAGGAGGUGAUGUACUUGACGACUUCGGCUGGAAGCUCCACUUGUGGUGCUGGCAAAUGGUUGGUGCAGAGGGCCAGCGAUGACGAUUACGUGGAUGCCCAGCUGGGGUACUUUGAACUGAAAGGUGCACAACAAGUCUGCAUUGAGGGAAGGCUUCCAAGCAGUGCGUCAGAUAUCAAGUUGGAUUUGGCCACCUUGCCUUGUGCACGACCUUUGUUUCCAGAAGCAGAGGAGGAGGCCUUGCAAUCCUUGGUCUUCGACGACCCGAGCACGUCGCAGCCCAACGACUUCUGGCUGCACCCCUGCGACUGCCUGCCACAGCAGUGGGGCACCGAGUGGCCGGCGGAUCCCAUCGCGCUGGAGAAUAUCCCACCCACCAGCAAUGGAAGCUUCAUCCCCGAACCCUUCUCCAUCGUCUCAGGCCAGUUUGCGUGUCCUUCACGGCAGCUGCUGAAGGGAGCCAAAGGAAUCCACUUCCAAUCAGAGGCCGAGUCGAUGGAACCGGCAGAUUGCGAGGAGCGCUGCAAAGACUACAAGGAGUGCUCCUUCUUCUGGUCUGGAACCUCCCACGGCGCCACCACAUGUCGACUCUAUGAAGGUUGUGACAGCCUGGUGCGAGAGUUUGGGAUGGAAGGAGAACUCAAGGCGAUGUCUCGCAACAUCAGUUGCCAGGUGGCAAGCCCCGAGAACUGCUGGAAGACCACCCUUCGCAAGCAGUUCUUGACCCAAAAAGAGGGAACUUCGCCCUCUUUCACUCGGGCUGCUGCAAUUGUGAACUGGGGUGGAACUCGCAGCUGGACCUCCAAUUCAACAGGUUCCAAGAAUCCAGGCACCACCUACAUCGAGCCGUUCGGGAACAUGUCGACCAUCAAACUCCUGGGUUGGUCGUAUAUGCAGCACAAUGCUGGCUUUGUCCGAGACUCACCAGGUAUUGCAACUACUGUGGUGCAGGGUUUGAACCCCAACAAGAACUACAAGUACUCCAUCAAGCACAUCACAGCAGUUCCCACGCACAACUACAAACUCACCGUGAACCACGGCAGCCAAGUCACGGUGUCUCAGUAUUCGCGUCGCCGCAAUACCUACAACCGUGAGGGAACCGUGGCGGCUACACCACGUGGAGAACUGGUCUUUGAUUUCGAGGCCCUCAACUAUCCCCUGAACAUGCACGACCGUACCAGUGGCACAUCCAGCUCCACAGCCAGUGAGAACUGCCGGCGUCGCUACCGAGUUACCAGCUGCACCUGCAUUGCGGAGAGCGGGAUAUGUUCGGGUUCCAAAACGGAUGGCGCUACGUGUUGGGCUUAUGGUACCAUGGAUGUGGUCGGUAGCACAGGAAAGAGCAUUUCCGUUCGUGCAAAGACACGCUGCAUGGAGCUGCGAUUUGCAAGUUCUUAUUCUGUCAAGACCAGCGGUGGACCUAGUUUCAGUUGGUUGCAGAUGGGAGAGAAUGCAAGCUUGAACAGCGUGGAUGAUGAGGGAGAUCGUGAGAUGAGUUUGGAUGCAGUGGGGCAAGCUCGUGAAGAGGAGGAAGAAGAAGAUCUUGAUGUGGAAACGGACGAUGCGACGGAAGGUGUCGACGAUGCGACGGAAGGUGUCGACGCGGAGGAGACAGAGGAAUUGAAGGAUGACGAUGAUGACACCGGCCUGAAAGACCCGAAGCAUGACGAGUCCGAUGAGGAUUCGGAAGAUGGGGAUGUACCAAUGGAUUCACACAAUCACUCCAUGUCGCUGUUGGAAGAAGGACAAAAAGUGUUGGGCUGCAACUGCUACAUGGAUGACUUCACUGAGAAGAGACAUACUUGGACCGUCAAGCAUCACUGCAAGGAGGUCUGGAGGUCAGGCGAAACUUGCUACGCAAAAGGUGGUUAUGCCCAAGCAAUCUGCGCCAAAAUUCCCGAACCCGCGGCCCGAAGCUGGAGCGACAUCUCCGCCUCUGGAUCUUACUGGUCCAAUGAGGACAAAGGACCCGCAGCGAGUUGCCCCAGCGGACGCACCUUGACGGGAUGUUGGUGCAAGAGUACCACUGGGCGAGGAGACAACUGCGUGAAGGUUUGGGGUGAUGGAAACACCUGCUAUGCAAGGACCAGCGGAGGCCGAGCAAGCACCGUUCAAAAUACCAUUGAAGUCAUGGGCCGCUGUGCGAUUUUGACGACAGCCGCUACGGUGCUCAGUGAGUUGAAAAUCCAAUUGCAGCCGGACACAAACUUGUUGGAGACACCGGUGACUGAGAACCGAGCGAUCGGUCACCUUGCUCCAUUGUCCUUCUACUACAUGCAUUUGCAUCAGCAAUGUGAUUCACUUCUGUUGAUGGGUGGGGUUGGCGUGGAACAUUGUUCCCGACCCUCCUACCGCAAUCCCAACUACCACCCCUGGGACAAGAGGAAGGUUCUUCCAAAAAGCUUCGUUCAUGGCAGCGAAUUGACAGUGAGUUGCUGGAAGGAGCGCUUUGAGUCUUUCCGAGCCCAAGUGAAAAUACCUAGUGAGACUUUGCACUGUGUGAACGGCGACUGGUUCAACUCGGCGCAGACUCCUGAACUUGGCAAAUUCACUUGCGAGCCAUGCGUAGCUGUAGCAGGAAGUGGAUAUUCCAAGCACAUCAAGCGCAACGAGCAGGAGCUUUACUUCUACAGCAAGAUGGCCAUGCGGGUCUAUACCGAGCUGGGGUCAGUAGUGGAGACGUCUGCUGCGGCGCACAAGUUCUGCUUGAAGAAGGAUAAGACCUCUUCCAGCGGCAUGAUGCUGCAAAACGAACAGGAGUGUCCAGAGAUUCUGGCGAUUCAGCUGGCUGGCUCAUCGGAGAUCCAAGAGCGCAUGAUGCUUCUCUUGAAAGAAGGCAAGCCUGACAACAACCAAUGCCUGGAAGCACGACAAGCCAGUGACAAUGUAUCUCCUGCUGUGAUCCACAAGACGUGCAAUGUGGAUGAGGCACAGCAAGUGAUCUCGCCAAUGGCUUUGCCAGGCAUUCUGUGGAGCAUGCAUCAGACUGCUGACCGUCAGUCUGGGGAGGAUCUGCACAACGCUUACUCCUCGUACUGCGGUGCACAUGGAGCGCUUUCCAGACUUUCAUAUGGACAGAUCUUUGGUGGUGAAUUGGGUGGCACGAAGUCCUUGUGUCAGUUUGCUCCUGUGAUCAAGUUCGGAGUGUUUGUUGACAGCGCCAUCACCUACGACAAGACCAGUUCCAAUUGGCCGGAUUGGUAUACACUUCUUGCCGACUCUCCAAUUCUAUGCGCUGAUGGUGAGGCCCUGACGGGCUUCAAGCACCAGCCUGCCAGCAACAAGUUCCGCUACGAGUGCAGUCGCAUAGGUGGUUUGGGUGCGCAGUACGAAUACUUCAGUGCCCAGGUGGAAGUGAAAAGGUUCGAUCAGACGAGGUCCAACUGGAUCGAGUCUUUGAAGAUGAUCAACGUGGACUGCGGCAAGAAUGGUUUGCUGAGCGGUUUCCACUUCGAAUUCUCCGAAGGGGGCCGAUGGGCACGGUCCAAGUACACCUGUUCCAAAGCAGGAGGUGCUCCCGUGGUCAUGGAGCCCUCCACGCUGAUUGAGCCGCUGAUUCAAACCACAGAGGGCCUGUUUUGCCCUAAGACUUUGGAUGCGCACACCGGUCGCUAUGACUAUGAGAACGCUGUCACCGGCGACAAGUUGGUCUUCCAACGCAGUGGCUCCUGGUGCGUGGGAUCUGAUUGUUCCUCCGCAGUCGGUGGAGCCAAUCCUAUCGGCGUGUUGAUGACCACGCACGAGGUGGUGAAUGUCACGGACUUCGAUGGCAAGUUCGAAGCCAAAGGCGUUCCGGGGAUGGGCGGAAGCAGCGCAGGAGACUUGGCCAAGAAGCUGAAGGCCUUGAAACCACCGAAGCGGCCAGCGCAGCCGCCCAAACCCAAGCUGCAGGAAUUUAAAGCAACCAUGCCGCAAUACUCCGAGGAAUGUCUCGACUAUCAGGACCUGUGGAAGAAGGUCAUUGAGACCCAUGUGAAUGAAGAGAAGGAAGAGGUGAUUGAAGAGGCAAAAUUGGAAGCAGAUCCGGGAACCGAAGGACAGGAACUGCUAGACUACCACCCCUGUGCUGUGGCAGCUGGUGCUGGUGGCAUCUUCGGGCGCAUGGCAGGGCAGAGUGGUCAGAUGGCACCGGAGAACAUGCUCUACUCCGAUUGGAACGACUGUAUGCAGGGUGACAUCAACCGUGAUUUACUGCAAGCCAAGAUGGAUUUCGCAGCGACGGCCUACGACUUGGUGGCGAACGCGGUCCAGGAAGGCGUCAAGACCUUGUGCGCGGCAGUUCCAGGCAUCGAAAUCGCCCCAUUGGGUGCUGGCGUUGAGACAGAGCCCGAUGAUAUUUGCGGUCAAGUGGUGGAUUUUGUGCGCACGCUGGUGGAUCUUCCAGUUGGCUUUACCUUUGCGGCUCAUGAUUAUGCAAUGGAAGAAGAGGGUUUCAAUGCUUGCAACCCAUACCAGGUGGGUUUCUCACGCCUCUUCUGUGACAUCCACUGCGUCCGCGAUGCGGUGAUCCGUGGCGACCGAUCCAUCAUCAACAACUUGGAGAAAGCCACGAAGAUCUCCAACGACAACAUGAAGAAAAUGGUCGAGUGGUCCACCGAGGCCAAUCGUGUCGAGACGGAAUAUUUGGACAAGAAGAUCGAUCAUUCCUUGAAAGUGCAAAGCAUCUACCUGGACCACAUCUCCAAGAACACCCAACCGCCAGAAGAGCUGUUGCUGAAGGAUACCGCGGCCCAGACCAAGGCCAUGUUUGAGGAGAUGCGAGGCUAUGCAGAUGCAGCGUCUUUUAGCACCGUCUCCCGCCGCGGUGCCCACGACGCCCUGGAGACUUUCCUCCGCAGCGCGCAGUCGCUAGACGCGCAGAACGCCUCGGAGCGCUGGAGCCAGGCGAAACGCUUCCAUGGACAGGUGCAGAUGUUCCACGACUCACUGCAGUUGAGCAGCGGUGGCUUGUCGCGAGCCAAGGUGGUGGGGCGACAGAUCAGCCAUGAAGUGCAGCAGCUGCAGAAGCGCAUGGCGCAGCAGGAACGAGUGCUGGGUGUGUAUCGUACGCACAGCCGUUUGGCCGACAAGGCCGCCCCGGCCCCAACGGCAGCCAGCCGACAGAGCUUGGUCACUUUGGACCACCUGUGGUGGCGCAUUCGCGACCACCUUGAUGGCUACCUGGCCGUUGCGGAGAGCGAAGUCCGCCACAUCCAGCGAUCCUUCGUGGCCCUGUCCGACUACGAGAACUGCCAGAGUGAUUCGGAGGGUUUGUUAAAGAGCUAUGCAUCCAGCAUCUCCAAAAUGAAGAAGGGCCACCGAAAACUGAAGUCAACCUGGAGAGAGGUCAACAACUUGUUCGGAGAGCUCUCUGCCGUGCUGCGCGACUCGGACGUCUUUGGUGACUUGAUCUAUGCCGAAGGCUGCGAGUCGCCACUGGCACAGCAGACUUUGCAGCAGGCGCGUUUUGUGCUUCAGAGCAUGAUCUUCUUGCUCCACCGCUUCCAGGCAGCCAGUCUCCGCGCCCCAGACCUCGAAGAGAUGAAAGAGUCGGUGUCACAGAUCCGCAAAGCCUACCACCAGGCUUCGGCAAUGUUCGGCACCUUUCCAACGUUUGGUUCUUACCGUUCUUACCUGCAGUUUCAAGUUCUUGGCUCAUCCCAUCUGUGGAUCGGCCUACUCUCUCCAUCGCGAUCUUGGGCCGCGCCCGAGAUGUUCGCCUUCGGGCGCUUCCUCGUAACCGCCGCUCUGUGGCACGGUGCCCGCUCGGCGCCACACACAGAGCCGGACUGUGACGAACCAGUCUCCGCGACCAGUUCCGCUCUCCUCCAGCGGGGAAACUCGGGUGUUUCAAGGGGCCGGCUCCAAAGAAUGGAGAAAUUUGGAGACUUGGGUUCAGCCACGUUCAACCGCUCCGGCCUGGCUGCACAUUGUCGACCCCAAGCUUUACAUGCGCAGCCUUCGGCCUAUGUGGCGAAUAAGCUUGAAGUUUUGAAGGAAACCACCAUGAGCAGCAAAGGCAGUUGCUCAGGCAUCAGCUUGGUGAAUUUCGACACCCACACGUCAUCAACGACUUGUUGUCCCGUCGACUCCUUGUCCUGCGGUGGCUGCGCUAAGUAUGCUUCUAGUAAAUGUGAGCAAUGCUUGGGCGGCUUCCUCUUGAAAGAUGGGAAGUGCACGGCGUGCAUUUCCACGGUGGGGUGGACCAAUGAGUUGGGAGACACCUGUGAUGCCAUCCCGGCUGCAGAUUGCAAUGACCGACCAGUAAAUGGUCUAAGCAGCAACCAAGCUUGCUGUCAAUGCAAUGGCGGCGAGAAGACUGCCACGCCUUUCUCUUACCCAGACACCCGCUUUGCAGUUGGAGCUGCAGUAUCAUUGAAACCGCUGCCGCGCACUGCUGAGAGGUAUUCUGUGGAUUCGGGUUGCGGCUUUGCAGCCCACAACCUCACCAUUGACGGGGCAACUGGAGCCAUCACCUCCACUCAGAAUCCCACCAAACCCUUCACCGUGGAAUGUGAGGUGUCAGCCCACCAGGCAUUGCAUUUGGUGUCGACCGUGAAAGUGAGUGUCACUGUGGAGUUCAUGUCCUAUGGCGCAGGUGCUUUGUUCUUCUCUUCGGGUGUCACAUCUUAUCCAGUUACACUGGGUUCAGCUGCGGCAGACUGGAAUGACUUCGGCAUGGUCUGCGCACCAGAAGCUCCCUGGCUUAGCAUCGCAAGCUCAGGUGCUGUCUCCACUUCAUCAAGCACUUCAGGUGGUGCUGUGACGGACACGGAGACGCCUGAUGGAGACUUUGUGGGCAUUGAUGGAUCCGUUUGUGUGGUCUCAGCCAAGCAAAAGUCCGGAAACGAGACUCAAAAACGAAGCACCACCUUCGUGGCAUUGAAACCAAAACCGUGGCCAACACUUAGCUUUGAAAACAGCUAUGUGGACGUGGUGAUUGGAGAAGAACUAGCACCGAUGAAACCCAAAGUUCCAUCCGGGUAUGAGGAAGGAACCGGUGGUCUCAAGCCAAGUUCUUGGUAUGUGAAGUGCUUCGUCGAUGGAGAUUGGGCUGGAACAAGGUCUGCCCCGCAUUGGUCCUUUGAUACCAAUUGGGGUGUUGGCUUGCUGGGAUCUCACAGCAUUUUGGAGGUCCAGCCAGAUGGUGCCAUAACCAUCGCACCAGGGGAGACGAUGGCCAAGUUGUUUGAUGAGAUCCUUGCAGACAACUUGCAGCGAAAAUCCAUCCUGCUGAACUGCGGCAUCUGGGGCUCCUUCCCGGGCUCGGACUUCCCACCCGUGCACACUCCCUUGAUGAUCCAGAUCAAGGACAGCAUGUGCUGGAUCUCUGAGACGUUCCAGGGCAAAGUCAUCGAGGAGUCGACUGUACUGACAGAGGCAGUCUGCAGGAACAAGUGUCGACUCUCGAAACGUUGCUCUCAUUUUACCUGGAGCCAGGACAAGUGCAAGCACUACCGCGUGGAGAACGAGGGCGGCUCGCCCGUGACGGCCUAUGCCAAAGUCACCGGCUGCACGGACAUGGGCACCUGCCUGCGGCUUGCGCAUUCCGAAUGGGUCCUUGCUGGGGACUACUGCCCCAUUGGAUUCCAGGCACCGCCUGCUGGCCUUGAAGUUUCCAGGGAGGUGACACAAAUUCGGGCGCAGGAUAACGUGCAAAUGUCUGGGCAGUUGACAACGCAAGGUGACUACAUCUUGCAACCUGGGCCCGAUGUCUGUUAUGGAGCAGAUCAGUUCACCUGUGGUGUGUUGGAAUUCAAUCUGAAGUGUUCCAAGGAGACGAAGUUGAAAUUCAAGGCUGAGAUGAUUGGCCCGGACGGUGCCUCCGAUUCCAUGUGGGUGCAGAUCAAGGGCACCGGCUCCCGCCUCGCGUGGCACACGGGACAGACCUCCGACUGGGGCUGGUCGUCGGCCGACUCGCCCGAGGUGACGGCGCCGGCCGGGAACAGCGUGAUGCAGUUCUAUGGCCGAGAAAAGAAUUUCAAAGUGAGGCAUUUCAAGAUCGUCCAUGGUGAAGCUGAUUGCAAGUUUGUGGGUCCACCAGCGAAGACACCCACGCGACUUGUGGUCUACAAGAAGGAGAGUUCCAUUCCGCAAGAGGUGAUGUACCUGAGCACCUCGUCCGGAACCUCUACUUGUGCCGCUGGCAAAUGGUUGGUGCAGAAAGCCAGCGAUGACGAUUACGUGGAUGCCCAGCUGGGGUACUUUGAACUGAAAGGUGCAGAACAAGUCUGCAUUGAGGGAAACCUUCCAAGCUCUGCGACGAGCAUCAAGUUGGACUUGGCCACCUUGCCCUGUGCGAGACCUUUGUUUCCAGAAGCAGAGGAGGAGGCCUUGCAAUCCUUGGUCUUCGAUGACCCGAGCACGUCGCAGCCCAACGACUUCUGGCUGCACCCCUGCGACUGCCUGCCACAGCAGUGGGGCACCGAGUGGCCGGCAGAUCCCAUCGCGCUGGAGAAUAUCCCACCCACCAGCAAUGGAAGCUUCAUCCCCGAACCCUUCUCUAUCGUCUCAGGCCAGUUUGCGUGUCCUUCAAGGCAGCUGCUGAAGGGAGCCAAAGGAAUUCACUUCCAAUCAGAAGCUGAAUCUAUGGAGCCGGCAGACUGCGAGGAGCGCUGCAAAGACUACAAGGAGUGCUCCUUCUUCUGGUCUGGAACCUCCCACGGUGCCACCACUUGUCGGCUCUAUGAAGGUUGUGACAGCUUGGUGCGAGAGUUUGGGAUGGAAGGAGAACUUAAGGCGAUGUCUCGCAACAUCAGUUGUCAGGUGGCAAGCCCCGAGAACUGCUGGAAGACAACCCUUCGCAAGCAGUUCUUGACCCAAAAAGAGGGAACUUCGCCCUCUUUCACUCGGGCUGCUGCAGUUGUGAACUGGGGUGGAACUCGCAGCUGGACCUCCAAUUCAACAGGUUCCAAGAAUCCAGGCACCACCUACAUCGAGCCGUUCGGGAACAUGUCGACCAUCAAACUCCUGGGUUGGUCGUAUAUGCAGCACAAUGCUGGCUUUGUCCGAGACUCACCAGGUAUUGCAACUACUGUGGUGCAGGGUUUAAACCCCAACAAGAACUACAAGUACUCCAUCAAGCACAUCACUGCAGUUCCCGCGCACAACUACAAACUCACCGUGAACCACGGCAGCCAAGUCACAGUGUCUCAGUAUUCGCGUCGCCGCAAUACCUACAACCGUGAGGGAACCGUGGCAGCUACACCACGUGGAGAACUGGUCUUUGAUUUCGAGGCCCUCAACUAUCCCCUGAACAUGCACGACCGUACCAGUGGCACAUCCAGCUCCACAGCCAGUGAGAACUGCCGGCGUCGCUACCGAGUUACCAGCUGCACCUGCAUUGCGGAGAGCGGGAUAUGUUCGGGUUCCAAAACGGAUGGCGCUACGUGUUGGGCUUAUGGUACCAUGGAUGUGGUUGGUAGCACAGGAAAGAGCAUUACCGUUCGUGCAAAGACACGCUGCAUGGAGCUGCGAUUUGCAAGUUCUUAUUCUGUCAAGACCAGUGGUGGACCUAGUUUCAGUUGGUUGCAGAUGGGAGAGAAUGCAAGCUUGAACAGCGUGGAUGAUGAGGGAGAUCGUGAGAUGAGUUUGGAUGCAGUGGGGCAAGCCCGUGAAGAGGAGGAAGAAGAAGAUCUUGAUGUGGAAACGGACGAUGCGACGGAAGGUGUCGAUGCGGAGGAGACAGAGGAAUUGAAGGAUGACGAUGAUGACACCGGUCUGAAAGACCCGAAGCAUGACGAGUCUGAUGAGGAUUCGGAAGAUGGGGAUGUACCAAUGGAUUCACACAAUCACUCCAUGUCGCUGUUGGAAGAAGGCGAGUCAAGUGCUUCUGAGUCGCAGGGUUGGCGUCGUCGUCGCCGUCGCCGACGCAGAAGACGCUCCCGCCGCAGACGCUCCCGACGUAGACGUUCCCGCCGCAGACGCUCCCGCCGCAGACGCACCUUGCCAAGCAGCGUGUCAGCCUCUUGUGACUCAGGACAAAAAGUGUUGGGCUGCAACUGCUACAUGGAUGACUUCACUGAGAAGAGACAUACUUGGACCGUCAAGCAUCACUGCAAGGAGGUCUGGAGGUCAGGCGAAACUUGCUACGCAAAAGGUGGUUAUGCCCAAGCAAUCUGCGCCAACAUUCCCGAGCCCGCGGCCCGAAGCUGGAGCGACAUCUCGGCCUCUGGAUCUUACUGGUCCAACGAGGACAAAGGACCCGCAGCGAGUUGUCCCAGCGGACGCACCUUGACGGGAUGUUGGUGCAAGAGUACCACGGGGCGAGGCGACAACUGCGUGAAGGUUUGGGGUGAUGGAAACACCUGCUAUGCAAGGACCAGUGGUGGCCGAGCAAGCACCGUUCAAAAUACCAUUGAAGUCAUGGGCCGCUGUGCGAUUUUGACGACAGCUGCUACGGUGCUCAGUGAGUUGAAAAUCCAAUUGCAGCCGGACACAAACUUGUUGGAGACACCGGUGACUGAGAACCGCGCGAUUGGUCACCUUGCUCCUUUGUCCUUCUACUACAUGCAUUUGCAUCAGCAAUGUGAUUCACUUCUGUUGAUGGGCGGAGUUGGCGUGGAACAUUGUUCCCGACCCUCCUACCGCAAUCCCAACUACCAUCCCUGGGACAAGAAGAAGGUUCUUCCUAAGAGCUUCGUUCAUGGUAGCGAAUUGACAGUGAGUUGCUGGAAGGAGCGCUUUGAGUCUUUCCGAGCCCAAGUGAAAAUACCUAGUGAGACUCUGCACUGUGUGAACGGCGACUGGUUCAACUCGGCGCAGACUCCUGAACUUGGCAAAUUCACUUGCGAGCCAUGCGUAGCUGUAGCAGGAAGUGGAUAUUCCAAGCACAUCAAGCGCAACGAGCAGGAGCUUUACUUCUACAGCAAGAUGGCCAUGCGGGUCUAUACCGAGCUGGGGUCAGUAGUGGAGACGUCUGCUGCAGCGCACAAGUUCUGCUUGAAGAAGGAUAAGACCUCUUCCAGCGGCAUGAUGCUGCAAAACGAACAGGAAUGCCCCGAGAUUCUGGCGAUUCAGCUGGCUGGCUCGUCGGAGAUCCAAGAGCGCAUGAUGCUGCUCUUGAAAGAAGGCAAACCUGACAACAACCAAUGCCUGGAAGCACGACAAGCCAGUGACAAUGUAUCUCCUGCUGUGAUCCACAAGACGUGCAAUGUGGAUGAGGCACAGCAAGUGAUCUCGCCAAUGGCUUUGCCAGGCAUUCUGUGGAGCAUGCAUCAGACUGCUGACCGUCAGUCUGGGGAGGAUUUGCACAACGCUUACUCCUCGUACUGCGGUGCACAUGGAGCGCUUUCCAGACUUUCAUAUGGACAGAUCUUUGGUGGUGAUACGGGUGGCACGAAGUCCUUGUGCCAGUUUGCUCCUGUGAUCAAGUUCGGAGUCUUUGUUGACAGCACCAUCACCUACGACAAGACCAGUUCCAAUUGGCCGGAUUGGAACACACUUCUUGCCGACUCUCCAAUUCUAUGUGCCGAUGGUGAGGCGCUGACAGGUUUCAAGCACCAGCCUGCCAGCAACAAGUUCCGCUAUGAGUGCAGUCGCAUAGGUGGUUUGGGUGCGCAAUACGAAUACUUCAGUGCUCAGGUGGAAGUGAAAAGGUUCGAUCAGACGAGGUCCAACUGGAUCGAGUCUUUGAAGAUGAUCAACGUGGACUGCGGCAAGAACGGCUUGCUGAGCGGUUUCCACUUCGAAUUUUCCGAGGGUGGACGAUGGGCUCGUUCCAAGUACACGUGUUCCAAGGCGGGUGGUGCGCCGGUGGUCAUGGAGCCCUCCACAUUGAUCGAGCCGCUGAUUCAAAGCAACGAAGGAGUGUUUUGCCCCAAGACUCUGAAUGCGCACACCGGGCGUUACGACUACGAGAACGUGGUCACCGGUGAUGUGUUGAGUUUCCAAAACAGCGGUGCCUGGUGCGUCGGCUCGGACUGUUCCUCCGCGGUGGGUGGAGCGAGUCCCAUUGGGGUGAUGAUGACAAGCCAUGAGGUGGUGAACGUCACGGACUUCGAUGGUAAGUUCGAAGCCAAGGGCGUUCCCUCCAUGGGCGGAAACAGCGCAGGGGACUUGGCCAAGAAGCUGAAGGCCUUGAAACCACCGAAGCGGCCAGCGCAGCCGCCCAAACCCAAGCUGCAGGAGUUCAAGGCAACCAUGCCGCAAUACUCCGAGGAAUGUCUCGACUAUCAGGACCUGUGGAAGAAGGUCAUUGAGACCCAUGUGAAUGAAGAGAAGGAAGAGGUGAUCGAAGAAGCGAAGUUAGAAGCAGAUCCGGGAACCGAAGGACAGGAGCUGCUAGACUACCACCCCUGUGCUGUGGCAGCUGGUGCUGGUGGCAUCUUUGGGCGCAUGGCAGGGCAAAGUGGUCAGAUGGCACCUGAGAACAUGCUCUACUCCGAUUGGAACGACUGUAUGCAGGGUGACAUCAACCGUGAUUUGGUGGCAGCCAAGGUGGCCUUCUCUGAAGCCGGCUACGAGUUGGUGGCGAACGCCAUCCAGGAAGGUGUCAAGACCUUGUGUGCGGCCGUGCCGGGCAUCGAAAUCGCCCCGUUGGGCGCCGGAGUUGAGGCGAAACCCGAUAACAUCUGCGACCAGGUGGUUGAUUUCGUGCGAACCCUGAUUGAUCUCCCUGUUGGCUUCGGCUUUGCAUCGACCAAUUUCGGACUGGAAGAGGAAGGCUUCAACGCCUGUAACCCCUUCCAAGUGGGCUUCUCCCGAGCCUUCUGUGACAUCCACUGCGUCCGCGAUGCGGUGAUCCGUGGCGACCGAUCCAUCAUCAACAACUUGGAGAAAGCCACGAAGAUCUCCAAUGACAACAUGAAGAAAAUGGUGGAGUGGUCCACUGAGGCCAACCGAGCAGAGACGGAAUAUCUGGACAAGAAGAUUGAUCACUCUUUGAAAGUGAAUACCAUCUACCUGGAACACAUCGCCCAGAACACCAAUCCCAAGCUGCUCUUGAAAGACACAGCUGCUAAGACACAGGCCAUGAUGAAAGAGAUGCGCGGCUAUGCGGAUGCAGCGUCUUUCAGCACUGUCUCCCGGCGCGGCGCCCACGACGCCCUGGAGACCUUACUCCGCGGCGCGCAGCAGCUGGACGCGCAGAACGCCUCGGAGCGCUGGAGCCAGGCGAAACGCUUCCAUGGACAGGUGCAGAUGCUCCACGACUCACUGCUGUUGAGCAGCGGUGGCUUGUCGCGAGCCAAGGUGGUAGGUCGGCAGAUCAGCCAUGAAGUGCAGCAGCUGCAGAAGCGCAUCGCGGAGCAGGAGCGAGUGCUGGGUGUCUAUCGUGCCCACAACCACUUGGUGCACAAGGCUUCCCGAAGCUGGAAGAAACGCAGCAGCAGCAGCAAAACCUUGAUGACUUUGGACCACCUGUGGUGGCGCAUCCGCGACCACCUGGAUGGUUACCUGGAAGUUGCGGACAGCGAAGUCCGUCACAUCCAGCAAUCCUUCGUGGCCUUGUCCAACUACGAGAAUUGCCAGGCAGAUUUGGAAGGCCUGUUGCAGAGCUAUGCCGCCAGCAUCUCCAAGAUGAAGAAGGGUCAUGGCAAGUUGAAGACCACCUGGCGAGAGGUGUCCAACCUCUUGGGCGAACUGUCCGCGGUGAUCCGCGACGGCGACGCCUUCGGUGACUUCGUGCAGCUCGAGGGCUGCGGCUCGCCGUUGGCCAAGCAGACCCUGCAGCAGGCACAUUUCGUGGUGCAGGGCAUGGCUUUCUUGCUGCAUCGCUUCCAGGCGGCUGGGCUGGGAGCCCCUGAUGUCUCCAGCUUGAAGGACUCUGCAGCGCAGAUCCGCAGGUCUUAUGAGGAGGCCAACCAGGGCUGCGCUGCGGGCCACGACUAACAUCAAGAGAGGAGAAACAGAAC